UCAGAGGAGAAAGGGCUGAGUCUGGGGUUUAGCAAGGUGUUUUUAUGCUAGUAGGACUGGCUAAUAAGGACUACCUGAACCACCCAGCAGGUGUGUUGGAGCAGUAUAAAGAUACUGUCUGUUUAUAAGGUCCUACAAGAGGAAAUAACUGAAGUUCUCCAGUUCCUUGAACCAUAAUUCUUUGGCUCCCUCAACAUACCAACCCCACAGACUUUGUCAGUAGCAACGUAACUACCUUGAAACAGGGCUAUUCUGCAUGUGCACCUAAAGUCUCGGGUCCUUAUUCUGGAGCUAAUGAGUUUAUGGAGAUACAAUGGUACUUAAACUCCUUAGUCCAGAGAUAAGUAGCUUGCUGCACUUAGACGCUCCACCAGCCUCUUGUUCUGAAGCUAUUAUGCCUCUCAACUUCAAAAUCCCCUCCUUCAGCAGGUCACUUCCAGGUACCACAGCAGCUGAAUGUGCAUCGAAUCUCAAGAAGAUCUAUACAGUACAGACAGUACAGAUUUUCUGGAGUGUCUAUAAUAAUAUUCCUGCUGUGACAAAUUUGCCUUUGAGAUGUAGUUACCAUUUAAUGCGGGGAGAAAGACGGCCACUUUGGGAAGAGGAAAGCAACGCCAAAGGAGGUGUAUGGAAAAUGAAGGUCCCUAAAGAAAGUACGUCUGCAGUUUGGAAAGAGUUAUUGCUGGCAACUAUUGGGGAACAGUUUACAGAUUGCUCUGCAGCAGAUGAUGAAGUAAUAGGGGUUAGUGUCAGUGUUCGUGACCGUGAAGAUGUUGUUCAAGUUUGGAAUGUGAAUGCAUCUUUGGCAAGUGAAGCAAGAGUUUUAGAAAAGAUCUAUGAACUUCUGCCACACACCUCCUUUAAAGCAGUGUUUUAUAAGCCUCACAGAGAGCAUCAUGCUUUUGAAGGUGGACGUAGAAGACAUUAACUGCACCCUGUAAAAAACUCAUACUUUGUAGUCUGAGUUUGGGAAGUGGUCUAAGCAGGGAGAUGGAUGGGCAGAAGCCUUGCAGAAGCACCACAUCUGCUCGUCAUUUUCAGUUUGUUUCUAAUGCUUUCAAAUUGGGCCAUUAUUACUCAAAAUGAGGAAAAUGGUUGCCUUGAUUACUAAACAUGGUGCUCCUUACUUUUUUAGCUUUCUACGUUCUUAGUUUAGUUUCCUUGUUGGGGGGGGUAAAUUGGCCACUUGUUUUUCUUUCGUUCAGACUGUAUUUGUAUUUCUGUUUUGUUAAACUUAGAAGACUUUCCUGUCUUUUGAAGUAGUUGUACUGUACUUAGUAAAUUGCAAAUAUGCACAGAGAUGAUAUGCUGCUUUUUCUAGAUUUGCUGUACAUAGAGGAAUCCUGGCUUGGUCAAACAUGUUUUCAAUAUUUGUUUUGAAACAUUCCUAUCAUGUUAAGAUUUACUCACUGUCUUUGUCCCGAGAGAGAGAAAUUGCACUGCAUUAUUCUAAUAUCAAGUCAUGUGGUCAUGCACUGAUAAUAGCACACAUACUGUAAAAAUAAAUAAUAAUCACUGAAUGAGAUCCUGCAAACAAAGAGCACAUUUGUAUUGGGACUGACUUAAAUUCUCUGAGUUGUUAACCAGUGUUUUAAUUUAAGCUAUCUCAAAAAAACACAUUCAGCCUAGAAUGAGAGAUCUGUCAAUAGAAAACCCUUUACCUCUUAUUUUAGAGGAGAUGAUAUUGAAAUAGUUUUGUAUGCUUUCUUAUGAAGUUUUUCAGUGCACUCACUAAAAAAAGGUUUCACAAGUCAAUUCUAACACAUUUUAUUAAAUAGAUCCUUCUCUCACCGUGCUUUGAUCAUAUUUGGCCUCUGCCUUCACCCAUAAAGGUCAGUACCAAAACUCCUGUGGGCUUCAGUGCAAACAGAUAACCCCCACUGUAUUUAGUUUCAAGCUAUGGUGGCACCUUAAGUGAGGUUGUUCUUAAUUUAGAAAAAUGAAGUUGAUUAACAUUUUACAGCAUGAAUGUGAAUAUUUACAAUGUUAAACUCCAAGUGUGUUUUUGUCUGUAUUAAUUAUUGGAGGUUUCAGUAUGUUUUAUUAUAGUACCAAAGAUUUAUUGAGUUAGUUCUUUUUACUAAAAGAAGCUUCAAAGUAGAAAUGAGUGUAUACUCCACUGAGUAUUACUGGAUUGGUGUGUUUUGUUUGGAAAUUGUUCAGAUUGCACUGAUUUCCACAUAUUUAGUAUAUUAAGAGGCAACCAUUGGAAUUAAUUACACUUAUAAAUAAAAAUUCCCUUUGAAUUUUUUUACUUCAUCUGUAUUUAUGAAUUAUAAUUGUGCAGUUAAUGAGGAUUAUUAAACAAAAUUUUUCUAAAA
Molecule: messenger RNA, 2321 nt
Organism: Dermochelys coriacea (leatherback sea turtle)
Lineage: Eukaryota; Metazoa; Chordata; Testudines; Dermochelyidae
Gene: EIF4E3
Product: eukaryotic translation initiation factor 4E family member 3
Exons: 7
Coding region: 314-928 (204 amino acids)
Biological process (GO): translational initiation
Cellular component (GO): eukaryotic translation initiation factor 4F complex
Molecular function (GO): translation initiation factor activity; RNA 7-methylguanosine cap binding
Source: RefSeq, a predicted model, not a curated record